Lineus longissimus is the source of this 1656-nucleotide messenger RNA. RefSeq lists its product as uncharacterized. The record is from RefSeq and is a predicted model, not a curated record. The transcript is spliced from 4 exons. The coding region runs from base 75 to 956 and encodes 293 amino acids. Lineage: Eukaryota; Metazoa; Nemertea; Pilidiophora; Heteronemertea; Lineidae.
UCUUGAUGGGAACAUCUCGAGUAACCACUCAGCACUAACAUUUAGUCCAUACAGUUGGUGUAGGGCAGAUCAGCAUGGCAUUUUUGAAGACGGUGGUAUUGACUGCAUGUAUUGUGACUUCUCUUGGUAUGCAUGUGGACUCAGAUUGUCUGAAAGGUCAAUUCUACAGUGAAGGAACAGGGAAAUGUGCAGACUGCAGCACACAUGCCACAGUAUGUGACAAAUUCCCCACCAAAUGUCCAAGGCAAUGUUUACAAUUCUUCCUUGAGAAUGCUCAGGACACGAUUGAGUCCCUGCAGACCGGGAUUCAGUCCCGAGAGACCAGGAUUCAGUCCCAGCAGAAACGAUUUGAUGCGAUAACUGGAUGGGAGUUCAACAACUGUGGCAUCGUUUUAAUCUGCAUCAUUGCUGUUGGCUUUGUCAUUGUGGUAUUGCUGAUCAUAACCAUCAAGCGACUAAAAGGGGCAAAGAAAAAACAAGCAGACCUUGAAAUGGGAAAUCAGGAAGAGGAACUACCGCUAGUUCCACCAAACUGCCCCACUCCGUCUCAGGAUGUCACUUCUACUACUCAAGGUGCACGAAUCGCAGAGAAAAUAACAGAAGAAGAAGGUACACAAACCCCAGAGAAAACAACGGAAGAAAAAGAAACUCAAGUGGACAAGCUGCCCACUGAGGAAAUUGGUCACCAAGUUGAAGAUGAAGAAACUGGUCAAAAGGUACAGUCGCCAGAACCAGAACCAACAUCAGGAUUAGAAGACCAAGACCUGGACGAUGACGCUCAAACCGCAGUGAAGACACCCUUUACUGACGAAAACGAUGAGGCUAAGGAUGAACUCGUUGAGGUAUCCAGUGAAGUUAAUCCGAAGGUUGCUUUGAGUGACCACCACUUUGACAACUUGAACACUGCUCAAGGAGGAGAAGAGGUGUCCCUUGGUGCAACUGGUGGCUCAGAUUAAUGGUGUACCCCUUUAAAGAGUUUGCUGCUGAGGCAUUUUAACCCUUUCUACCCAUUCAUUUCUAAGAAAUGAAACACUCCUGCUGAUGAAACUAUCCCAUGUAAUAGACUCGACCUUCAGACCAAUGAAACAUAUUCGUUUCCAACCAUCUUUAACUUCCAACUCAUAUUUAAUUAUAUAUAAUUAUUCUGAACAAUAUUUGGUGACCAUAUUUUCUGUUGACUGAACAAAUUUGAGGCAUAUGAGAUCAAAUCAAUCAAAAUUGACACCUGUCACAGCAAAACCAGGCGCGUGUUGCACAGAUCAGCCUCAAUGGCAUGGCAGGUAGGAGACAAUAGAAGAAAUUUAUAUACUCAGAUGUCACAGAAGGCAGACAAUCCAGUCAAAUGAACAAACAGUCCUUCUCAUCCUACCUAGCUUAGAACAUGUAGCAGGAUAUUUUUGUCACAAUGGAAACGAAUCAUUGAUUGGUCUUGAGGUUGAAAUAUAGUUUACUAUGUCUGAGACAUUCUUAAUUCCCAGUACUUCAUUGCACUUCACCAAAAUAGUGGUGAAGUACUUACAGUUCAAGAGUUGGUAGAUUGUGAAGUCAAUGGCCCCACAGUGUAAUUGCAAAUUUAAAUUUCAUACCAAUUUCUUAUGCUGCUAUGAACUUAAUAUGCCUGGUCCACGCAACCAUGGUAAUAUUUUCCGUUUACAG